Molecule: messenger RNA, 231 nt
Organism: Vairimorpha ceranae
Lineage: Eukaryota; Fungi; Microsporidia; Nosematidae
Exons: 1
Coding region: 1-231 (76 amino acids)
Source: RefSeq, a predicted model, not a curated record
AUGUAUACAUCAAGAAAUAACCAACGAGUCAAUCAAGCAAAAAGAUCGAGAGAAGAUAGAACCCUAAGACCAUCCCAAGAAGAUGUAAAUAAACAUUACUCUAGUAACACCAUUUCUCACUUUAAAUCUCACGGAACGUCAGGAACAGGCGCGGUUAUACCUGGUGCGAUAGAGAUCUUCCUCUCCACUGGCCGCAUUCCUGACAGUUACUCCAGCAUGCUUAAGAUGUGA